AAUUUAUUUAGUAAUCUGUGUUCAGUUGUCAACUGACUUGUUUGGCGUUAUUUUCCCAAUUAUUUCUACAAAACAAAUCCGUACUUAUCAAUACUAUGUUUGAUUAAUUACGUGGUUUUUGUGUUUAGAUUUUGUUUGUGACGUUAAUUGUGGCGUGUUAUUGUUUUAUUUCAAAAGUGGGUCAAUUUUAUUGGACAGGAUUUGGUUACCGGAACUUCAAAAUUGCUUCGUACGAAUUAAUGUUAGAAUCGAAAAGUUGAUAUGGCAGAUAAUGAUGAUUAUUUAGAUUCACUUGAUAAUAAUCACUUGGAAGGAACCAACGGUUCUUUAAACAUGACGGACAGCAGCCUCGGGGGUGGCGAUGAGGCAGCUGGUAGUGAUGUACCUGAUCUGGCUGCCAUCAAGGCUAGAGUUCGUGAGAUGGAAGAAGAAGCCGAGAAACUAAAACAAAUGCAGACAGAAGUUGAUAAACAAAUGAACAUGGGAAGCCCACCAGGACUUACUAGUCCACUGAACAUGUCCAUUGAAGAGAAAAUAGAAGCAGACAACAGGUCUGUUUAUGUGGGAAAUGUUGACUAUGGAGCAACUGCUGAGGAACUUGAACAGCAUUUUCAUGGCUGUGGUUCAAUAAAUAGGGUGACAAUAUUGUGUAACAAAUUUGAUGGCCACCCCAAAGGAUUUGCUUAUAUUGAGUUUGGUGAUAAAGAUAGUGUACAAACAGCCAUGGCUAUGGAUGAAUCAUUAUUUCGAGGACGUCAGAUUAAGGUGAUGCCGAAGCGUACAAACAAGCCAGGUCUGUCAUCAACGAACCGGCCGCCGCGCGGAGUCCGCGGGCGCGGCCGCUCCUUCCGCGGCUUCUCGCCCUACUACUCCAGCUACCGGCCCGUGCGCCGUGGCAGAGGUUUCAGGCGCGGCUCUUAUUACAGUCCGUACUGAGUGCGGUAGAGGGUGGCCGCGCCCGCCUUGUGUAAGUGGCCCGGACUGCGCCCGCCGACUACGAGCCCCUUGUACACCUCCGUUUACGUUAAGUAGGUAGGUUAACUCGUAACACGAUUCACGACAAUCAUAACACUACUAUUUUAUUACAAUUAUUUAAAUGAACUCUUGACAUGCGCUGAAUCAAAGGUAGUUAAUUUUUAUUAGGCAUCUUGUCCUAUAUUUGAAUUCGAACAUAUUUCCAUUCAGCUGUCACUAGUAUUUGGGUAAUAUGUUGAAAUGUAAUGAUUGUGAAUAAUUGAUUAAAAAACCUAUUGUUGAUGUUACAUUUAGGUAAUUUUAAAUAUUAAUAGAUAGACGAGUGUGAAUCAGUUUUUAGACGAGCUAGCUGUGUUUACCACUUUCUCUUGUCGCGAUGAUUACUGUACUGUAGUGUAAAGAUAGAUAAUAAAAAUAAUAUUUAAAAUGAUUCAAAUAUUAAAAUUAAUGAUUAUCUAUUAAUUAUUUUAACACACUUCUCAGUGUGUAUAGAAACAGAAGUGGUUUUGAGUAAUCAGUAUAAUAUUACCUUGGCGCGAUUUUCUUUUUAUUUAAUUUUAAUAUCUAAACAAAUUACAAUGAAGUAUUAAGUAUCAAUCAAUUUUGGGGAAACAUGUGGUGAUGCAGUAAUGAUGUUGACGAAACAUCCGCAUACUUACAAUUAGUAGGAAAUAGCGAAAAAUGAUCCGUUUACAAAUAAAAAUUACACAAUAAGUUGCAUAUCUAAGCGUCUAUAACAAUAUGCACUUACAUUAUGUAGUGCAAAAUUGUAGUACUUGAAUCGAACAUGUUCAUGUUCACAGUUGAUUUGACUGGUUUAAGUAGAAUGCUACAGUUAUAUUGGUUUUUGAGAAAAUCUCUCAACCGGUUUAUUCAUUUUAUGUUCGUGUACUUGCGAGGGGAUGUUAAAUAUAUUUAUGAAAAGCAAAAAAUUAUAUUACUACAAGCUUCCCAUGAGUCAUUUAAAAAUAAAAAAGUGUCGUCAGUAAGGGAACAUUUUGCCUGGAAAUGUAUUUUAAAUAAUGAAUAAGUAUUAUUAUUAAUGAUCAUUUAAAUUCGAUGAUUUAUUUUGUUGUGCUCGUUAGUAGUAUCUAACUACAGUUGAUGGUCUACAGUACGUUAAUUCAAAGUAGUAAUCUACUACUGAUACCUUACGGUCUGUUUUAUUGUUUAACCUCCAGUAAGAGGUUAGGAGUUUUUAUUAUAAUCUAAAUCAUGGAGGUUAGAGAUGAAGAGAACGAUCGCAGUAGAAAAUAGUGUCCCAGAAGUAUGGACAAAAUAAGUGAGGCGCUGCGAUCGCUAAGUUGUCUCAAUAAAAGCGGGCUAAUUUGAAAUGACCAAUGCCGCGAAGAAAAUAUGUAAAAUAUUCAACUAACCUCAUCUACUUGUACUUAUAAACAGCUAACUUCGCAAUUACUACUUACAGGCGACAGCGCGGCUGGUGGCUGAAAAUUGACCUAUAAAUUCUACAAAUUUUCAGGGUCAGGCGGGCUAUUGCUUUAGUACGUAGCGAUCGUUCUUUUUCUCUCUACCUCCAUGAUCUAAAUAAUAAAAAUCGGGGCAACAAAGCUCUAAUAGGCCAAUCUAUAACUGGAGUUUGAUUAUUGAAACUGGCCGUUUGUUUUACGAUCGAGAUCGACACAGGCGACUAUUACCUAAUGGCGGCACUUCAUAUAGAUAUUUCACAACCUAAAAAAAAAUGUUUGUGGUAAGUUCAUUUGUAGCUCUUAUUUGACAAAAAGGAUACAGAUUUGAAGUGCCACCAUAAGGUACCGGUCCUAUAAUACACAAACGUGGUAACAGAGCGGUAGAUGUGCUGUACUGUGAACUGUACAAAUAUAUAUAUUAGAAGUAUCAUGUAACUAGCAUAGCUUCAUCUCCAUGUUGUCAUACGAGACUUAAUUUAAAAGUAGAUAGAAAAUACCGUGUUGUUAAUCUUUGCCUUAUUUACGUAAUCAUAAGAGCGGUAUUGACAUUGAAUGUAUAUUCACUGUGAAAACAGUUCCCAAGGGUCGGGACAUACUGAUCGGCCUUUCGCAAUAUUGCCUGAGGAAAAGUAACAUUAUAUACACAUUGGCGUCGAUUCUAGCAUGAUUCAACACUAAAAUUAAAUUUGACAACACUGUAUCCUUGUCAUUCUCUAUACAGAAUGAAAAGGAGUGACUUAAGUUAAAUUUAGUUAUUAUUAUGUCGAUUGGCCGCUCACGGAGUCGUACGGACACGAUCCAUUGAGUCACAGGCUCAAGCACGAAUUUUUGACAGCUUCGUAACGUAUCGCAUCGUCAAGUUUCUAUGAAAUCUAAGCAGAGCCCCUAUCGGAAAUAAGAACAAACUAGCUUUUUCCACGCUAUAGAUGCACUGAUUUUAUUUAUUUACUAGCCCGCGACUUCGUCCGCGUUAACAAUUUUGUUUUUUCUAAAAUAAAAAAAGUAAAAAAUUGGAAAAAAUGUUAAAUGGGUCUAUGUACCGUAUUUAAAUUCAUAUACAUGUAGUAAAGCGCGUUUAUUUCAAUAUUACAAACAGACAUUCCAAUUUUAUUUAUAUGUAUAGAUGACGUUUCGCAUCCUUUUCAGGAUGCGUCGUCUAAAUAAUGAUUUUAUUUACUUUGUCGAGCUACCUUCUAAAGACUUAUUGAGCUCAAUAUAUUUAUUCAGACGACGCAUUCUGAAAAGGAUGCGAAACGUCAAUUAAUAAAUAAAAUCAAUGCAUCUAUACAGUUGAAAUUUGUUAUAUUAAAUGAGUGAUAUGAGCGUGAAAACCUAAGAAACAAAUAGAUUUUUCCAUACAAAAACUCGUGCUUGGGCAUCUAUGGGCAGCCUACUCAUAACAAACAGCAUACGAACAUCUAAUGACCAUUUUAUUGUUACCUUUCGAAUUCCAUGGAAAUUCUCUUGCCGAAGCAGUUAAAUAACUGCAAAUGCUGUAUUUUGUAGACUGUUAAUGCAUAUAGUAGUAUGACCAAAUGCGUUUCUGGUCAGUUCGCCACGUUCGGCGAUGAGAACGACUUUCCAAUUUAUUGUCCUGUUUGGUACGGACACAAUUCGAUCAGUGUGUUUUGACUCUUCCGUUUACAUACACCCCCAUAAAUUAAUAAACGAAGAAUAAGCUUGGACCAGUUACUCUAUGUUUUGUCUUUGUUCAUCAAAUUACAAAUGGCAUUUGAAUAUGGCAUUAUAAUAUGAACAAAACGUGGCUUAAAUAGUCUUAUUUCUCAUUUUUUAAUAAGGGGGACCGUCUAUUGUUGCACCGAGUGGUGACUAUACAUACAUUAUACGUAGUUGGCAUUUACACAUUAUAUUUUUUAACAAAAACUUAUGUGAAAAUAGGCCAUAUAUCAUCCUUUAUGGAGAGAGCUGAGCACUAUGCUAAAUUCUAUUAUAAUUAAUAUGAAUAGUUAAAUUGUGAACUAUUAUCUUUAAUAAUUUUAAUGCCCAAAACUACUAAACUUGCUGAUGUUAAUAAAUGGUGGUAUGUUUGUUUGCUGUAAUGAAUGAACACGGAAUCAUUACCUACUACAACUUAAAAGCCUGGGCUAUAGGUACCAGCAUAAGGUGAUUUUAAAAACUGAAAUGUAUUAUUUCAUAAAUGUGAAUACUGAUUUGUUUGUGUAAUUUCAAAUUCUAAUUUCAAAAAAAAAUUAACAAGAAAAGAAAGGCAAAAUUAUAAAACAACAUUGAAAUGAGAAAAAUAAAAAAAGAAAUGUGUUGAAUAAGUAAGUAUAAUUUAAGAAUAUUUUUAAGAACUGAA
This is a messenger RNA of Chilo suppressalis (striped riceborer), 4722 nucleotides long. NCBI's taxonomy places the organism in Eukaryota, Metazoa, Arthropoda, Insecta, Lepidoptera, Crambidae. The record is from the annotation of a GenBank genome assembly.